AAGGCAGCGGGCCAGGGAGGAAGCUGAAAGAUUCGAGUGUUGCUUUCGGUGGCGGUGGCUCUUCGUCUUUGAUUCAGGAGCUGUACGACUGGACGAUGAUGAGAAAAGGAAGGAGUUUCUUGAUGAUCUCUUCAGUUUCAUGCAAAAAAGAGGGACUCCAGUGAAUCGGAUUCCUAUCAUGGCCAAGCAGGUGUUGGAUCUCUACACUCUCUACAAGCUUGUCACUGAAAAAGGCGGCUUAGUGGAAGUCAUCAAUAAGAAAAUAUGGCGCGAGAUUACCAAAGGCCUGAACCUCCCUACCUCCAUCACCAGUGCGGCGUUCACCCUCCGAACACAGUAUAUGAAGUACCUCUAUCCAUAUGAAUGUGAAAAGCGGGGACUGAGCUCUCCCGGGGAGCUUCAGGCAGCUAUCGACAGCAACCGUCGUGAAGGGCGGAGACAGAGUUAUGGCUCCACCCUCUUCAGCUACUCCCCCGUGGGAACCCCCACACUGCUGGCUUCCCCAAAACUCCAGAUGCCCCACAUCAGCAUGCCCACUCCUAACGGUGGGCACAUGACUCAGACCUCUGUUAUAAAGAAAGAGGACUCCAUGCUGUCCAACUGCUUGACUAACAGGGUGGGCAUCCCUGUGUCUUUGGCCAGCCACCACAGUGCAGCUCAGGCGGCUGCGGCUCAGGCUGCAGUAGCUGUGCAAGCAGCCGCAUUGGAGCAGCUCCGGGAGAAGCUGGAGUCUGGAGAGCCACCGGAAAAGAAAGUGAUGCUGAUGGCAGAGGAGCAGCAGAGAAUAAUGCAACAUGCAUUACAGCAGAAUCUCUUCGCCAUGGCAACCCAGCUACCCAUGAACAUCAAACUGAACAACAGAGAUGAUAGACAAGAGACUGCAUUGAACCUGUCUACCAACGGCAUUAGCAGCAUCAACAUGUCAAUAGAAAUAAAUGGGGUUGUCUACACAGGGGUCCUGUUUGCCCGUAAGCCGACCUUAGGUUUCAUGCCAGGCAGCCAGCAAGUCCAUCACCAACACAGCUCACAGGGAAAGAGCAGCAGCCCAGGCCUCAGCACCCAGAUGCAGCCGUCCUCCUCUUCCUCCUCACACGGACCAGCCACCUCCCCUUGAGCUUCUCCCUUCCCCCCGACAGGGUCAUUCUAGGUCAUUCUGUUGGACCGCUGUUUUCUGUCUCCUUCAAUAUACAAUAUACACUUUUUACUGUUUUUCUAACCCUCCCCCUGCAAUCAGGACAGGAGCGUCCGUCAUCUGAAAAACUUCAAUUAAGGCUGAGCACCAACAGCUGAUAGCUGCACAUUUGGAGUGUGGUACAUUUACAUAUGCAGCAAGUUGCAGCUUGUAAUUUUGUUCUUAUGAGGAUGCAUUAUUCAGUGUGGAGCGACUAAACUGUACUACGUGACAAUGAACCAUGAACACAAGGAGCGGUGUGAUGCUCGAGAGGACGCGAUGUUCCUCAGACAGAGUGAAUGCUGCAUCAAAGCAAGAUUCACUUUCCUACACAGAUCCUGAUGUUGUGGCAUCUUUAUCUUUACUUGUUGCGUUCUUGAAUCAAACCGCAAGAGCUACUAUCAGCUAGAACCAAAGAGAACAAGAGCAACAUUUUAGUGGUUUAUUUGAUAAUGUUACAAUAAUUAAUGCAGAGUUUUAUCACCACCAUCACACAUCUGAUGCCACUGCAAAUUAUCAGAAAAUUAAAAUGAAUUUUAAUAUCUUGAUUUUAAGCAAAAGCACAUCCCAUUUAACUUGGGCAUCAACUAGUCAGGGAGAAACAGUUAUUUACUGUAUUACUGCUUAAAUAUAUGUUUGUAAAGAAAAUAUAUCAUUAUAUCCAUCGAAGCAGUCUUCUCGAAAUCUUUAAAGGACUGGGAGAAUCAUAAUUCUUGCCAUAUGUGCAAGAUUGGUCAUGUAUAGCUUGAUAUUGAGGAAAGCUGACAGAAUUAUAUCUGCUAUAUUCUCUUCUCGUGACUGGUUUUGGCCUGCGGCCGUGGAGAAAUAUAUUCCAUUGAUUAGUGAGUUAUUUGGGGAACACUUGUCGACAGUGUUUAAUGAUUUUCCAGCACCUCAGCUCGUGUUUUAUAGCAGAGAGAUUUAAGUGUUCAUUAAAUGGUUUAGUAAACAGAAAAAUGGGUCACACUGAUUAAUAAAGGUUUCAGAAGUCGAGGGUCAAAUGAUAUUGUGACGUGUGACUGUGAGCUGGAUGUUGAUCACAAAAAAUGUAUUUCAACCAGAAAAGAGAGGCUUUUGAGAAGAAGAUUAUGUGCCGUGAACAGGCUGAAUGUGGCAUCAGUUCAUGAGGUGAGAUCUCUGUCGUGAAUAGAAUCCAAUUUUCAUCAAGUUUUUAACAACGCACUUGCAUUUGAGAGUUCACCUCUCGUCCUUUAUUCCAUUCUCCUUUCUUAUUUUAUGUUUUUGCUCACACUCUCGUCUUGUUUAUUUCUUUUUCUUCUCUUUUCUGUUGGUAAGGAAAUGGGAGGAUAUUAUUGUGUCGUUUUUUUUUAGAAUUCAGUAGACGAUUUCAAGUAUUUAUUAUUACUUUUAUUCUCUUCCUUUCAUGUUGAAACUUGGGCUGUUUCAGUGCUUUCAGAAACAUCGCUUUUUUUAUUACAGCCCAAUACCUCACAAAUCCUGCAAACCUGUACACAGAUAAUAGAUUAUGAAAACAAGAUAUACCUCAUUUAUUUCAUUUCUAUGAUUUUUAUUGUGAAGCCACUUGAAAAUAUUUUUUCAACAAAUCACUGGAUUUUUUUUCUAUUGUGUAUUGUUUUACCAAAGAAGGGAAUAUAUAAUGAACACACAUCUACCUCAUUUGUGAUAGACUGUGCCAACAACAUAAUCACAGCAGCCAGUUUUUAAUCAUAGCCUUUCUGGUCCAAAUUCACUUCUGCCUGCGUGAUUUGUGCUGCAGAACCAGAGGCUGGACCACACAGGGCUCGACACGGCGUCCUUUUCUUUGCUUGUUUUGCCAUUGUUUUGUUUUGAUUUUUAUGCACGGGGGGAAAUAAAAUACCAGAAGGAUACUAUUUUAUGAAUACAACUGUUCAAAAUGAUUCAAUAUGGAUAUGAUCCGGGUUCUUCAUCACAGUAUCAGUAGACGUUUGAAUCAGAUCUAAAAUUCAUCUUAAGUUAAGCGUUUAGUUAAUGAAGUGUUUUUUUCUGUUCACAACUAACUGUGGCUUUCAGAAAAUAUAUAACCUACUCUAAAUCAAAACUAACUAAAAAAAAAUCCAUUGUUUUCUUUUGUACUCUCUUUAAUGGGAUUUGAAUGUGGAGACAUGCUCAGAACAGGACUUAUUUUUAAAAAUGCCAAAGAUGUGACAGUAUUGUUGGGUUUAUGAUUUCAACCCGAUACUGUCAUUCUUAACUUUUAAUCUCAAGCAGCAGAAAAAUGUUUUCAUUUGAUCCUGCUGCGGCAAAACUUGAUUUUAAGCACUUGGAUCAAAAUGUUAUCCAAAAAAAAAGGCCAAGCUGUAUAUUCAGUUAGUCUCAGUGCACGGAUGGCAAUGUAAGAAUGUAAUAACAGUUUCCAGAGUCUCAGCACAACUAAUGAUUAAUGAAACAAGUAAACCUGACCAUCAUUUUGUUGUUGUGCAGGAGCAAGGAGUAAUGAAAAUAUAUAGUCUAUAUUUAUGUGGAAUUACAGAGGGCACAAUCAAUGCACAAUUGUCUGAUUCCUGUUGUUCAGUGUAAUUUACCUCUUGAUCAGCGUAUGAAGAGACUUGCUCUUAUUUUUCACAGCAGUGGCACUGUCUAUUCCUUCACAUGGCUGUCUGUUCUCUCUUCUGCUCGUGUCACUAGACUGCAGAGAUUUCUAGAGCAAAUCAAACUCUGGUCUCCAGAAAACUCUGGAGAAGCAAAAAAAAACAUGAAUCAGAGUGAUUCCAUAACCAACGUUUUUACGAAAUCACAUUCACAGGCUUACUGAUGACAAUGUUGGAACAUUUGUUCAUAAAAAGACUUAUCAUUCUAAAAAAAAGAUUGACUCAUGUGCUUAAAGAAUAACAUGUUGUUUACCUUGUUUAGCUAUGUCUGCGAUGCUAUGCUGGUAGAUUUUAGAUCCUAGUAUACGCUGUGUAUGAAGCUUAUUUUCCUUUUAUUCACUUUGGAUAAAUCCAGUGCAUUAUGGGAAAGCUGGAUUGUGGUGCUCAGGGGUUAAAAAAAAAGAAAAAAAAACUGGUGAGAGGUUUUUUUUGUUGUUGUUUGUUUGUUUGUUUUGCCAUAGACUUUUAGCAUAAUUAGAAAUAAAAGUACUGCUUUCC
Messenger RNA from Cyprinus carpio (common carp), 4260 nucleotides. RefSeq names its product AT-rich interactive domain-containing protein 3A-like. Lineage: Eukaryota; Metazoa; Chordata; Actinopteri; Cypriniformes; Cyprinidae. Gene Ontology annotation, biological process: regulation of transcription by RNA polymerase II. Gene Ontology annotation, molecular function: DNA binding. Gene Ontology annotation, cellular component: nucleus. The record is from RefSeq and is a predicted model, not a curated record.